AUGGCGUCCUGGGCGGCUCGCCGGCUGGCUUUGGCCACCGUCCGAUCGGGGGUUCUCCGGAGCGGGCCGAGCUUGAGGCAAGGUGACGAUGCCUCUGCCGUUCGCGGCAGCUCAGGUCGGAGCCUGGUACCGUCGAGGUCAGUCAUCGUUACCCGCAGCGGCGCCAUUUUGCCCAAACCGGUGAAAAUGUCCUUUGGCCUCCUGCGCGUGUUCUCCAUCGUGAUCCCCUUCCUGUAUGUUGGCACACUCAUUAGUAAGAAUUUUGCUGCUCUGCUUGAGGAACAUGACAUUUUUGUCCCCGAGGACGACGAUGACGAUGACUAA
Messenger RNA from Elephantulus edwardii (Cape elephant shrew), 324 nucleotides. RefSeq names its product single-pass membrane protein with aspartate-rich tail 1 (gene SMDT1). The record is from RefSeq and is a predicted model, not a curated record. The transcript has 2 exons. Bases 1 to 324 code for a protein of 107 amino acids. NCBI's taxonomy places the organism in Eukaryota, Metazoa, Chordata, Mammalia, Macroscelidea, Macroscelididae. Gene Ontology annotation, cellular component: uniplex complex; mitochondrial inner membrane. Gene Ontology annotation, biological process: mitochondrial calcium ion homeostasis; calcium import into the mitochondrion.